Molecule: messenger RNA, 2693 nt
Organism: Paramacrobiotus metropolitanus
Lineage: Eukaryota; Metazoa; Tardigrada; Eutardigrada; Parachela; Macrobiotidae
Product: ornithine decarboxylase-like
Exons: 5
Coding region: 547-2052 (501 amino acids)
Cellular component (GO): cytoplasm
Molecular function (GO): ornithine decarboxylase activity
Source: RefSeq, a predicted model, not a curated record
CACAACCGAGCUCUUCAGUUUGCAGCACCACAAGUACAGCGCACGUUAAUUUUCAGAUCCUCGCAGCCUUCAGCGCCCAUCGGGGCGUUUUUGGGACCCGCUAUACCUUGAAAAUACCGCGACAAGGGCCAUUAACUUCCAGCUACAAGAGAUUUGUUUUGAAGGGUAUUGGUCACAGCGUCCUAUAUAGCAGCGCAAAAGGUUACUUCAACAUUCACAAGGACUACUCGGUCUGCUCGGAACCUCCACCUUGUUAGACACGUCCUUGCUCACCAUCUCCAUCUAACAGCACACGGCGACUAGAGUUACCAUCCUGCCGGCGUACCACAUUCGUCAUCAGCGUUAGCUCCGCAUAUACCCGUUCCGAGAAGAAAUCCAGUCAUAUCUACCUAUCCCUCCAUUUAACCUCAUCAGUUUAUUAUCCAUAGUUCCUGUCGUACGAAGCCUUAUUUCCGUCUUCCGAUCAACGCACUACACUUUUCCACAGUUUCCUUGAUUUGUUUACGAGAUCGAAUAGUUGAGUUGGUCAUAUCCAGACCGACCGCGAUGCAACUGUCCUCUACUCCUUCAAUCCCUUCCGUUUCGCAACACGUUGUACUGGCUGGAGAUAAUUUACUGGAAAUUAAUACGUUCGAUCCCAAUACGCUAAGUGUUCAAGAUUAUGUCAAUGAGCAAAUUAAACUGUCCGAUACGCAAGGAAAAGAAGAUGCGUUUUACAUCGUCAAUCUGGGAGAUGUCGUCAACAAGCACCGUAUCUGGAAAGAAAAGCUGUCCCGCGUUGAACCGUUCUAUGCUGUAAAAUGCAACGAUGACAUCGGAGUAUUGCAAACUUUGGCCAGCUUGGGAACCGGAUUCGAUUGUGCCAGCAAAAAUGAAAUCAACAAAGUGCUGUCGCUGGGCGUUCAUCCCGACCGGAUCAUCUUUGCUCACCCGUGCAAGACAUCCUCGCACAUCACGUUUGCGGCUGAACACGAUGUCCGCAUGACCACCUUUGACAACGAGCCUGAACUGCACAAGAUCAAACGUCUCCAUCCUGAAUGCAAGCUGCUGGUCCGUAUUCGUGCCGAUGACCCGCUGGCUGUGUGCAACCUGGGGAUCAAGUUCGGAGCCAAACUACAGGAAGCCAAGCGCUUACUGGGUGUGGCCAAGGAUCUGGAACUCAAUAUAAUCGGGGUCAGCUUCCAUGUCGGCAGUGGAUGCACCAACGCGGAUGCCUACGCCAAGGCCAUCAUGUGGGCUCGGGAAGUGUUCGAUCACGCUAAGGAAAUCGGAACGCCAUUGACGAUGCUGGAUCUGGGUGGUGGAUAUCCCGGACAAGUUGGGGCGCCUAUUGCUUUUGAUGAGAUUGUUGAACAAGUAAACCCUGCCCUGAACAAAUACUUUCCGCCUGAAAUGGGAAUUCGUAUCAUUGCCGAACCCGGACGUUACAUGGUCGCUUCCGCAUUUACGUUGGCUGUCAACAUUAUCGCUAAGCGUGUGGUGGAUACGCAAUCGACAUCGGACGAGGAAGCCACCAAGUUUAUGUACUACAUCAAUGACGGCGUCUAUGGCUCUUUCAACUGUCUGCUGUACGAUCACGCUACGGUGGAAGCUAAAAUACCGCCGUUCUACGUGCCGUCAGAGAUGUUCAAGUCCAGCAUUUGGGGGCCCACGUGCGACGGAAUCGACUGCAUCGCCAAAUCCUGCUGGCUUCCCGAGAUGUCAAUGGGACAGUGGCUGAUCUUUGAGGAUAUGGGCGCUUACACCUGUGCUGCUUCUUCGACAUUCAACGGUAUGCCACGCCCAUCCAUGAUUUACGUGGUGUCAGAGACUGAUCUGGCGCUGGUUCACAAUCAUCCUCAGCCGGCCCUGGAAGAGAUCCAGGAGUUUACUGCGGAUCUAGAAGAGAUGCCGGAAAGUCUGCCGCGUACAGCCACUGUGUCUUCCGACGAAGGUGUUAGCAUGGAAGAACAGAUUUUGGAAGAUGUGGCCGUCAGCUGCGCUGCCGAACAGGUGGACUAUUACGAAGUGCCCGCGCUGCCGGAAGUGGGAUUGAUGUUUAUCGGCGAUUAAUGCUGGGAUUGUCGACACCGAACUUCGCAAACGUUCCUCGUCUCUGUGCCUCUGUCCUUUUCUACUUUAUUUAUUUAUUUCUGUCACACUAUUCUUUGCUCAACAUCAGUAUGUCCUAUUCGCCUGUAUUUCCUUUUCACUGGUCUUCUGCAUCGACAUUUCUAAUUGAAAGAACUACCUCGUGGAUUCAAGCCGGAUUUAAUGGGUAAUUGCGGAGCUAUUCGCAUUCAUGAUGACGAAUUUGUGGUACGCCGUACACUUUGGUGACUGGAGCACGUGUUCCCUGAGCGGAUGGAUGUGAGCGUCUGUCCUGCAACGAUUUUUCCAUGAUGUGUGCUGUGUGUGCAAUUUUAUGCGCUGUUAUUUCGCUGUGACUGUCUAUGUCGCCCCCGCUGAAGUAAUUAUGGUCAAUUUUGCCAUUUGCUGCUGUCGUAUUUCAUUCACCACUACAUAAAUCGAGAUUUUUCGAUUCGAUGAUAAGUUAAAAAAAAUGCAGCCAACGUUUUUCAUUAUGCUGUUCAUGGUUUUAUUCGCUUGUUAGCGGUGCUUUUGCAUACUUGCAUUAUUGUAAAUAAGCAUAGCCCGCUUGUUGUAGUACUGUACUAGCGCGGUGAUUAUUACUCAGUAAACUUUAAUACGAA